Molecule: messenger RNA, 1503 nt
Organism: Symbiodinium natans
Lineage: Eukaryota; Dinophyceae; Suessiales; Symbiodiniaceae
Source: the annotation of a GenBank genome assembly
AUGUUGGUCCGUGACAGACUGGACCAAGUGAGCCAGCGGUUCAUCGCACUAAAGCAGGGCGACAUCGCUCUUAGUGCCUGUGGGCAGGCAUGGUUCCCUGAGUGCAAGGGCCUGCUCGCAGAUUUUCUCCUGAAAGACUGGCCCUUCACUGUGGGUAGGUCCGGCUCCGGACAGCACAACGCCAAGAGCUUGGAGGACUUCGACGCGCGCUUUCCAGGCUACGGUGGCUUCCUCCCUUGGUUUUGCUCUCGUGGCGUCAACGAGGCCGGCCACUGCAAGAGUCCCACGGACCCUGGCGACAGCAAGAUAAUGCCGCUUCUGGGCUGGGAGACGAGCCUGCCCGGCUUGGACAACGGUCAGCUCGCAUUCGGCGCCGCAGCGGUGGUGCAUGUUCUCGAACGGCGGGCUGCGCAGCAGGGUGCAUCCAGCCGUUUUGCCCAGAUGGCCCAGCGCUGGAACGCCCGGCUUUUGAGGAUGAAGGCCUCGGUCGUCAACUUGUUUUACGACGGGUCUGGCCUGGUGCGCAUGAUAGCCGAGCUGAAGAACAUGACCAUCGAUGUUGCAAAGAAUGCCUCCAAUGCCCGCAACUUGAACAACAUGGUGCUUUGGGAUCCUUUUGAGGGGGAGAUGAUUGUUCUCUUCAUGGAUCUCUUUGGCAACUGGAGCAAAUUCGAAAACAAUGGCGAGGAGGAGAAGCAGCGCAUGUGGAAGAUCAAAGCGGAGCACGUCGAGCCCGUUGUCUAUACUGCUGCCGACAGCACGAAGAUGGUUGUGCAAAAGGGUUUCUGGUUUUCAGCACAUGAACAGUGGAAGACGCUACAGCUUCCCUACAUGGACAUUCCCUUGGUCAAGCACCUGUUUGCAAACGGAGAGUUUGCACGCUUGGAGAAUUCAGUGCAACUACAGCUGCCCGGCUUGAUGGCUUCGGUCAACGCGCCCAACGGUGUGCAGUGCGACGCGCAUCCUUACUGCAGCGCCCUGGGCAUUCAGGCACUGGCAGAGCAGCCAAUUUUCACUGAGACAGUUCUCACACCGUAUGCAGCGUUCCCUUCAAUUCUGGUCGACUCGGCUGCUGGACUCGCGUGGUACAACCACAUGCUUGCCAUGCCUCGGGUUCAAACCCCCGUUGGCAGCAUCGAGUCUUUCACAAACACCGGCAAGGCCGUCGCGCCAAUGGCGACUUGGGAUGCGAAAGCCACCACGGUCGUGGCAAUGCUUGGCGGGACCGGACACAUCCUGCGUGCAUACAUGGAGGAGCACCGACUCUAUGGCGUGUUCGAAGAUCGCGUGAAGUCCAUGUAUGGCCCCAUCUUCGAGCCGGUCAUUGCGUCCGUGUUGCCGAGUAAGGUAUCCGUCGAUGCGCAAAUCGCGCGGCUUCCAAAGCUGCCCCUGCCAUCGCCUCACUCUCAACGGGCAAAGGACGCCUUGCCGGAAGACUUUCCGAGCUGCCGCUGCCUCGAGGACGUGAAAACUCCAGGCUUCCUACAGCCGAAGAACCCUUGA